Mollisia scopiformis is the source of this 459-nucleotide messenger RNA. RefSeq lists its product as uncharacterized. The coding region runs from base 1 to 459 and encodes 152 amino acids. The transcript is spliced from 2 exons. NCBI's taxonomy places the organism in Eukaryota, Fungi, Ascomycota, Leotiomycetes, Helotiales, Mollisiaceae. The record is from RefSeq and is a predicted model, not a curated record.
AUGGAUUUGAGUCUUGACUCGGAUAUCCAUGGAUACAACAGGCCAUGUCCACAUCGUGCUCCUCAUAUGAGAGAUCUUGUCCACUACCGGAUUAAAACAGAAACUCGCCAGCGAAUGCGACUGGACGACCAAUACCAGCCGGAAGAAAUAACCGAUUUCAGCAAAAGUAUGAUCUACCAGUUCGCAACUAGUGCUUUGGCAAUAACUUUAAUUGAGCCACCUAGUUGCUGCGACAUGUCUCCUCUUAGUAACCCAACCCACCUUCACACUUGCACGGCCACUUCCCUCCUCAGGAGAAAGGAUGUCCCUGUAUAUCGUGACGAGAUUGUCAAGCAAACGGCUGAGCUGCACAUAUAUCCGAUUAGCGGCGGUAGAAUGACGGCAAUGAUACGGGCAGAAAAGAGUGUUAUUGAUCAGUUUGAAAAAUCGAAGUACAGGAGCAGGAUUGGGGAUAUUUGA